GUGGUCUACCACUUUUCUUUGUCAUCACUGUGACUGCAAUUAAACAGGGCUAUGAAGAUUGGUUAAGGCACAAAGCUGACAAUGCAAUGAACCAAUAUUCUGUCCAUGUCAUCCAGCACGGCAAACUUGUCCGAAAGCAAAGCCAGAAACUAAGAGUUGGAGACAUUGUAAUGGUGAAAGAAGAUGAAGUUUUUCCAUGUGAUAUGAUCUUGCUUUCCUCAAGUAGAGAAGAUGGGACAUGUUUUGUUACAACAGCAAGUUUGGAUGGAGAAUCCAGCCACAAAACAUAUUAUUCUGUUCAAGAUACAAAAGCGUUUCACCAUGAGCAAGAUAUGGACACUCUGCAUGCAACCAUCGAAUGUGAACAACCUCAGCCUGAUCUUUACAAGUUUGUUGGUCGAAUAAAUAUUUAUAGUGGAACAGAAGACACUAUUGCCAGG
Messenger RNA from Staurois parvus, 440 nucleotides. NCBI's taxonomy places the organism in Eukaryota, Metazoa, Chordata, Amphibia, Anura, Ranidae. The record is from the annotation of a GenBank genome assembly.